Molecule: messenger RNA, 210 nt
Organism: Sclerotinia sclerotiorum 1980 UF-70
Lineage: Eukaryota; Fungi; Ascomycota; Leotiomycetes; Helotiales; Sclerotiniaceae
Exons: 1
Coding region: 1-210 (69 amino acids)
Source: RefSeq, a predicted model, not a curated record
AUGCUUUUCGUGUCGUCAUUCACAUCGUUCCCUACCUACACAGAAGAUCAUACUAAAUUUUCUCUACACGCGAUAGCAGACAAUACCGGGGCAAUGGCCAUUGCUCAGCAGAAGGAUUCGAGAUUUAUGGCUGAGAAAACCCCGCCCAUCUCUAUAGAGACCAGUGCGAUCGUAUGGACUCGUGCAGGAGUCAGGCGAGCAGCCAUUUAA